GCAUCCUCGACAAUCGCACGCACGCACGUCGAGGACCGUAGAUCGCACGACGUCCCAGCAUCUUCGCAAGCCGAACAUUUCAGGGAUCGGGAUCAGGGAUUGGGGUGGGAUCCAUCAUCAGUUUGCGUCUCCCCGAAUUUGGGAUAUAUAUUUACUUAUGCAUUAUACGUAUAUAUAAAAUGAAAUCUGUACAGACUAAGGGUAAAAGUAAGAAGAGAAAUGAGAAACUUGGCAAAGUGAAACUUCCUACCAAGGAUACGAAUGGUGUAGUUAGUCCUGAUUUAUCCAGCUUGCGCAAGCCAAUUGAUACGAGUGUAUCUGAUCUUUGUCAAGUUAGUAAGCUCCUCGAGAAUGGCACUGACGAGGUUAAAUCUAUUCUGUCGUACGAAUGCAAUAUUAUAUACGAGUGCCGUACUUGUCACAGCUUAUUUAGGAGUAUUGUAAACUUGAUAUCUCAUAAAAGAGAAUAUUGCAGGAAAAAAUUUGAUAUUACCCUUCAUAGAAGUAUAUUACACAAUCAUAACUUGCACUCUAGUAAAGAAUCAAUAAUUCAAAUGUGUACGACGGACCAGACAAUAAUUAAGGAUAAUAUUAAGAAUGAUAGAAUACUUAGAAGUCAAGUAUCAAAAGAAUCGCACAAAAAAGAUCUCAGUACCGUAAUAGAUAUGCUCAACAAAAAAAGAGAGGAAAAUAUGGAUAGUAAUAUCUCUAACGAAAAGAAAAACACAAUUUUUAAUGCUCCAAAUAACCAACAUAUUUAUUUGGAAUCCAUAAAUACAAAUUGUUCUGCAGUAUAUCAAACUAUUAAAUCGCCAAACACGUUGGUCAAUUCUACGGAUUUAAUGAAAGAACAAGUAGCAAAAUCACAAGAUGUGACAGAUCAGAAUACUAUUACAUUAGAAGAACAAACAUUUGAAAAUCAAUUGGAAAAGAGUGAUAGCCCUAUUCAAAUAGAUAUGAGCGACGAAGAGAAUGAAUUAUUAGCACAUAGAUUAUCUACAAAUAAUUUGACUUGCACAAUAUGUAAUGUAAAAUUUUCAACAAAGAAAACAUUAACAGUUCAUAUGAAACUGCAUACAUCUCAGCGCAUAUGUUAUCUUUGUCCUUGCUGUACAAGUAUAUUUGCAAAUACAUGGAGCGUUUAUCGGCAUUUAUAUAAAGUUCAUAGAAAGACUAAUGAACAGGUGCGUAAAUUAAGAUCUCUUAUUCAGGAAAGAGCAUUUCACAGAGAAGUAACAAUGGAAGGUUUAGAGAAUGCUCAUGCGAUUAAAGUGUUGGAUUCGGAAAAUGCAACAAUGAAGAAUAGUGAUAAUACCCAGAAAUCAGCAAAUCCUACAGAAUCUAGUGUACAAAGAUGUGGUAGACGUAAAAAAAGAUUCAAAACAAAAAGAGCUUUGCCAACUCCUUUGCAAUAUUGUGAAACAUCAAUUGCUACAUGCGAUAAAACUACAACCACAAUUGGACAAUCUAAUAAAACUUUUUCAGAUUCAAAAUCUGACAAUACGUUGUGUGAAACAGAAAAUGUCAAUACAGCAACUACUACGCUUAUAAAGCAAUCUGAUAUUCAUUCUAAACGUAUAUCGUCAUCUCCCGAGAUUUACAAGGAAAAUGAAACAUCCAUUCGUGUUCAACGUGUUUCUAGUCUUAGUAAAGAAGAUUGGGAUAUGCUACAAAAUGAUCUUAAUGAUCAUCCUGCUAAAUGUAAUUCUGUGGACAACAAUAAUGAUCUUCAUAAAAUUACAGCAUCGAUAACACAAAAUGUCGAUAAUGGCGAAUUACUAUCUUCUGACAAUGAGACCCGAAAUGACUCUAGGUCCAAUACAAAUUUACAAUCAUCCGAAGUUGUAUGUACAAAUAUAAGUGAAAUUAAUUCUGUUACUGUGAAGAUAAAAAAUAAAGAAAAAAUAUCAAGCCACCAAUCUGAUGAGAUGCCGUUGGUUGAUCUAAAAGAGAAAGAUAUAAUUGAGAUAGAGGAGGAUAGUUCCAAGCUGCAACCCUUGUGUUCAAUACAGUCGAAUGAAAAAAGUCAAACUUCACUAAUGGAAAGAAUAGCCACCAUCGCAAACUUUCAGAAACUGCAGUGCCUUUUAUGUAAACGAAAGUUUACAUCCAUGCCCAAUCUACGCAGACAUAUGGCAAUUCAUAUCGGUUGGAAUCGAUAUCGUUGCAAAUUAUGUGAUUUCAAAUGUUUCGUCAAAUGCGAUUGCGUCGCGCAUUGUAAUAAAAUGCAUAAUGCGCAAAACAAUCGUGCAAUCAUAGCAGAAAUAGUAAUCGAAAUACCACAAAAUGAAUACACAUGUAAUGAAAAUAUCAUCAUGGACGUAAUGAACACAGGGGAGAAGGUGAAUGAGCCUGAAAUUAUGGAUUUAACUGCGUGUCAAUCGUCGUGUCAAUCGGAAAUAUGUAUAGACUUAAACAAUUCGAAUACGUACAUCCCAUCGGAAAAUGAAGCUACUACUGCAAAUGAACAGCAAGAAUCAAAUAAAAACGUUGAACAUCAAGAUACUGAAGAGAAAGACGAUACAAUUGCGACAGUACAAAAUUUGGCAGAAUAUAUGAUGAAUAGUGGAUCAGGAAAAUUAGAUGCUCAUCCUGAUUUAAAACGUGUAGUGAUGGAGGUGAUAUUCGGUUCAAGUGACACAAGUGCGAUUGUGCAAACAAAUAAGUCUGAUAAGUCUGCAUUAACAGCUGAUAGUGAUGCAAGAGAAUGUAUAAACGAUAAUGAAAAUAGUAUCACAAGUAUUGAAAGUAUUGAGCCUAGGGAAGCAUCUUGCUCAAUAUCAGAUGUAUCUUCUACGCUCGACAAUUUGAAGCAACAACGUCCUAUACGUAAUCGAAUGAAGCCUCUACGUAAUGAUUUCAUAUACGAUUUAAAGGAAAUUGCAUUUCGGAAGGAGUGUGCCCUCUUUAACGAUUCUGAUUCGUUACAUAUACGAAAAAAAGCCAAAUUGUACAAUUGAACAUUCGAAUUAUCAAAUUGAAUAGUAUUGCUUGCAAUUUAAUAUAUAUAAAAGAUAUUUAAAAAUAACUUUAUAAGAUUACACAGA
This is a messenger RNA of Camponotus floridanus (Florida carpenter ant), 3047 nucleotides long. RefSeq names its product zinc finger protein 800. Lineage: Eukaryota; Metazoa; Arthropoda; Insecta; Hymenoptera; Formicidae. Bases 180 to 2960 code for a protein of 926 amino acids. The transcript is spliced from 9 exons. The record is from RefSeq and is a predicted model, not a curated record.